AUUGUUUUGAUAUUGAUAAAUUUGAUUUAGAAAAUGAUUUUUGGAAAGAUAUUUUUUAUGAUAGUGAAAAUGAAUUAGAUUUAUUUGAGGAUGAUAAUUUAAAAAAAUUAAAUAUUAAUUAUUAUAAUGAUAGUUAA
Messenger RNA from Dentiscutata heterogama, 137 nucleotides. The record is from the annotation of a GenBank genome assembly. Lineage: Eukaryota; Fungi; Glomeromycota; Glomeromycetes; Diversisporales; Gigasporaceae.